CUCCGGUGUUCCGGUUUUCUUCUUUGCUGUGGAUGAGUUGAAUGCUUUCUUUACAGACUCAGACAUAUAUGAUUUAUCAUGGCUGCAACUACGGCUGGAGCUGCAGAACCGCCUGGAUUAGAAACCCAACGCAGAGAAAUUGAAGCUCUUCUCCAGAAUCAUGAUCUCAGCGCAGGCGACAGUUGGUAUCUUUUAGAACGACGGUGGUAUGAGCAGUGGAAGGAGUAUGUGGAAACUGGAGAUCAGAACUCCUCCUCCUUCCCGGGACAGAUCGACAACACAGAACUCUUCGAAGAGCUGGAGUCGUACCGCUUGAAGGAGCGACUGGUGGAGAACGAGGACUUUGUGUUGAUACCUGCAGAGGCCUGGCACAAGCUGCUGACCUGGUACAGCAUGGUGGCUGAGCAGCCUGCCCUGGAGCGCAAGGUGGUGGACCUUCCGAGCACCGUCAAGGUGGAGGUGUACCCCGUGGAGGUGUUCCUGUGCCUCCACAGCGACAUGGAGAACGUUCUGACCGCACAGUUCAGCCGAGUGGACUCCAUAAGUGCGAUCCAGCGGACGAUGCGGACGCAGUUUGAGGUCCCGGAGAGCGCAGAGACGCGUCUGUGGAUGAAGAGCUCGGACACGAGCUGCGAGCGACUGCGGAACGUUCAGAUCAGCGUGCUGGACUCCUGCCUCAGCUCCGGCAUGACUGUUAUCAUGGAGCUGAGAAACGCUGACGGUACCUGGCCUAGCUCCAGACCUCAGAUCAUGAGGAACUCGGUAGAGGAGCAGGACUCGUACAAGGGCCAGCCUGGGGUCUGUGGGCUCAGUAAUCUGGGCAACACGUGCUUCAUGAACUCAGCAUUGCAGUGUCUGAGCAACACGCCGCCCCUGACGGAGUACUUCCUGCGCAGCGCGUACCUGGACGAGCUCAACUUCACCAACCCGCUGGGCAUGAAGGGCGAGAUCGCCGAGGCCUACGCCGACGUCAUCAAGCAGAUGUGGUCCGGCCGGCAUUUCUCCGUGGUCCCCCGCAUCUUCAAGACCAAGGUGGGCCACUUUGCCUCCCAGUUCCUGGGUUACCAGCAGCACGACUCCCAGGAACUGCUGUCCUUCCUGCUGGACGGGCUGCACGAGGACCUGAACCGCGUCAAGAACAAGGAGUACAUCGAGCUGAGAGACGCUGAAGGCAGGCCUGACCAGGAAGUGGCUGAGGAGGCGUGGCGUAAUCACCGGCGGAGGAACGACUCCGUGAUCGUGGACACCUUCCACGGCCUGUUCAAGUCCACGCUGGUCUGCCCCGAGUGCAACAAAGUGUCUGUGACCUUUGACCCCUUCUGCUACCUGAGCGUGCCCUUGCCUGUCAGCAAGGAGCGGGUGAUGGAGGUGUUCUUUGUGUCUCUCGACCCUACAGCCAAACCCGUGCAGCAUCGCUUGGUUGUGCCCAAGGCUGGCAGGGUAUCUGAUCUGUGUGCUGCACUCUCACAAGCAACAGAUGUCCCAGCCAAUCAGAUGGUGGUGGCUGAUGUGUUCAACCAUCGCUUCUAUAAGAUCUACCAUGCUGACGAAUACCUCAGUUGCAUUCUGGACAGAGACGAUAUCUUUGUGUACGAGCUGAGCCGGGGGUCUGUGGAGGAGGACGGGGAUGAGAUCGUGCUGGCGCUGUACCUGCGAGAGCGCUCUCACUACAGGGACUACGGCUCGGGCAGCAGCUACGGGACCUCUCUGUUCGGCCACCCGCUGCUCAUCGCCACGCCCCGCAGCCAGUGCUCCCAGGAGACCCUGUACCAGCUGUUCCUGCAGCGCCUGGCGCGCUACGUCCGUCCGAUCGAUCCUUCGGAGGAGGUGGAGGAGGAAGAGGAGGCAGAUGAGGAGGAAGAGCUGUACAGAUCGCAAACCAACGGUGUGAGCGACGAUGAGGGAGAGGACGACGGGGAGAAGCCGGGACCUUCCAAGAGAAAAGGGGAGGGGUCUGAAUCCGAGGUGACCCAGCCCAACAACUCCACGGAACGGGCAGAGGAGGGUGCCUCCAACAGCGAGGGCGUGGCGGGGUGCAGUCGAGAGGAUGCCCCGCCCCCCACUGGCAGCGACGGCGUCGAUGCUGACGCAGAGGUUCCGAACGCGGUCGACGGGACGCAGGCAGCCGAACGCCAGCCCUCGGACGAAGACGAGGACGGGGAGGAGGAGGGGGAGGGGGAGGAAGAGAACGAGCAGGCCACGCCCCCCAGUCCUCAGCCAAACGAACGGCACCCCAAGAGGAAGUGCUGCCACGCCAAGCGCAAGAAGCAGCUGUUCGCCAUUCAGGCAGUGAACUCCAACGGCACCACGGAGAGAGUCAUGGGGGAAGGAGGCUGCGCCUUCUCCUUCAGCUCCCAACCUUACGUGGCCAUUGACUGGGAUCCUGACAUGAAGAAGAAGUAUUACAAUGAGAAUGAGGCUGAGAAGUACGUGAAGCACCAGAGCAUGGAGAUUCCUCACAAGCAGACCACGGUGCAGCUGCAGCAGUGCAUUGAGCUCUUCACCACCAUGGAGACCCUGGAGGAGGAGAACCCCUGGUACUGCCCGACCUGUAAGAAACAUCAGCUGGCCACGAAGAAGCUGGACCUGUGGUCGCUGCCGGAGGUCCUCAUCAUCCACCUGAAGCGCUUCUCUUACACCAAGUACUCCCGCGAGAAGCUGGACACCAUUGUGGACUUCCCCCUCAGGGACCUGGAUUUCUCUGGCUGUCUGCUGAAGAAGACGGGCACGGACGGGGAGCCCCCCAGCCGCUACGACCUGAUCGCCGUUUCAAACCACUACGGAGGCCUUCGAGACGGCCACUAUACCAGUUAUGCAAGAAAUAAGGAUAACGGCCAGUGGUACUACUUUGACGACAGCAAGGUGACUUAUGCAAGAGAAGAACAAAUCAUGACCAAUGCUGCCUACCUCUUGUUCUACCAACGACAAGACAAGAUUCGCCAGCCCACGCUCCCCACACCCCAAGACGGCUUGUCCUCUUCAACCCAGUCCGCCAACGAGGUCACUUCCCCUCAGGAGGAUGGGGGAGACCGAGCCACUUCCUGUGUAAACAUGGAAACGGAUUGAAGCAGCCGCCUUGUUUUUAUUUUAUUUUAUUUUACAUUUUUCAUCCUUUCUUCCCCUUUUGUUUUUUGUAUGUUGGCGGCGGGGCAGUUAGGUGUUUUGUUUUGUCCAUUUUAUUUUUUUGUGUUUACUUAAACUUGAACCUACUGCCUCUUUUUCUGCAGCGAAUAAGGAGUGAGGGGGUGGAGGCAAAAUUCUCAGGCUGGUGCACGUGCAUUGGGUGGGGGGGGUUUUGGGGGGGGCAGACAGUCCUGAAAUGGGUGAAUGCUAAUUACAAGACAUACUGAAGCUGAAAUCGCAAAUCCAGGGUGGUUUUCAUGUCCUGGUAAGUCUGAGGAUCAGCCAGGACAUGCAGUGUUUUCCCCCUGUGUUUCUGUGGGAGGAAAGCAUUCCUCAAUAGGAAAAGUAAGUCAUGCCACAACAGGUCGAAUGGGAUGAGGUGGAGUAGCUGGCUGGAAGCUUUCGAGUCGCACACUGCUUGGAUACAGGGGAACACAGCACAUUUUGUAAUGAUAGUCCAUUUUGGAGGAGCUGUGGAAAUCUAUUGAUAUGCCCCUGUGUGUACGUUAUUGACAGUAAAUCUGAUCGUAAUUCAGUCCAGGCAAGUCUGCAUCGCUCGUAUCAAGAGCUGCACAUUGCAAAGUGAUGUAAUUGACAAGAAACACAAACAAAACAAAACAAAACGAAAAAACUUAAGUAACAUUUGUUUCAUUUUGUUGUUCAAAAUUGAGGACAAACCACUUUGCAGUUUCUGGGCUUUGAUGUAAUUACUGAGGAAUUUGAGCUCUGUGUAUUGUUCACUUUUAAAGAAUAGAUUUUAUAUCUCGUAAUCCUAAGCCAGGAGUUGUUAAAAGCAGGUGUAACGUGUUUAUUGUGAACCUACUCGGUGGGCUCGCAGGAUUCAGCCGCAUCUGCCCCCCAGUUCCCCCACAUCAGGGUCUGAAUGAACAGAAAUGUCAGAUGUUGCAAUAUGACUGCUGUGGGCAGAACAGUCCGUAGCACUGGAACAUACUCGUAUGGGCUUCAGGCAGCCGCUUAAAUAAUAGCUUUCUUUCAGUUGCGUGAUCAAUUAUUUAUUUUUCAAUCAAACUUUGUUCAUAGCACGUCUUUUUUUUUUGGGUUUUUUUUUUGGGUUGUACUACUUGUGCAGCAAACAUUUGCAUUUUCCCCCCUGAAAAAUGCAUACGAGUGCUUUUAGAUUUAUUUUCACUUUGUUCUUGUGAUCAGUUUUCUUUUCUGAAAAGUAUAUUUUUCAAAUUCAGAUAGAAUUUGUAUUUUUUAUCCUGGUAAAAUAUGGCACAUGGCAGUUUAAAUAUUUCAUUUUAUUUUAUUCCUGUCGAAUUUCUAAAUGAUUAUAAUGAGCAAUGAGAAAUUUAUUUGCAGAGUGCUUUGAAUAGAGCUCUUUGCAUACUGAUUUUUAAAGCGCAGUUGUACAGUAUUUUUGUAUUGUAAUUACAGUUGUAUUAUCUGGAUCAGAUGGGCUGGGGUUGGGUGUCCUUUCAUUUUAUUUUGUUAAUAACAGAUGGAAUAUUUUAUUGUAUACUCAUCUUUUGAUAUGAAUAAAUGACAAUGCUACAAAUCGCGGUAGAUUUUACACUUUGUGCGAAACACCAUAGCUGCCAGCCUGUGUUUUGUCUGAGCCUGUGGAGAUCCGGGUCGUGUUUCUGGAGCAGGCUGAGAGCUGCUAACCCAUUAGCCGCGUGUUUGGCGGGCGUAGACCACGCUGUAGCGGUUUCCUUCAGCGAGGGAAGCAUCCUCACUCCUCUGAGCCAGUGGGUCUUUAGAGUCAAAGCCUAACACAACCUCCCAUGACCGGUUCAGUCAUUUAGGCUUCAUAUUUUUACACGCAUCUGUUGAUCAGGAGGAAAUAAAGCAGAAGAUACCUUUUUAUUUUUUAUGUUUUACAUUUAUAUCCCUCGGUCGGACUUUGUGGACUUCUUUUUAAAUCCAGUACCCUGCUCUGGUGUCUGUACAUGACUGCUGAGGUCAGCGGUUUCGUGAGCACAGACAAACGGGACUUCGCUCCGUGUGAACAAAGUACUGUAACCGCAGAGCGGGUAUCCUCUGCCGUCAAUGAUAUCCCACGAUGCACCAGUGCGGUGCCGCGUCUUGACCAGCCUUCAUUCACAUACGGUCUGCUCAGGGAGAGCGGGUCGAGGACGGACCAGGGCGGAUCACUGCAGGGCUCAUAUGGCAGGGCUCAUAUGACAGGAAACAUGGAGUUUGUAUUAUUAUUUUUUUUCCCUUCUCCCAUUACUACAGUCUCCUCAGCAAUAAUGUCUGUGCCACUGCAUCUCUAUUAUCCACAUGUUAAAAUCCAUAUAUAGAAAUAUAUAAAAGGAAGAUAUUCUCUUUCAUGAGAACAAUCAUCACUGUAGUCAUUAACUGGUUUGUUGUAUGUUUGGGAGGUUGCAGAUUUUCAGAAUCAAAAUGGAGUUUUCUUUAUUUGCCAGAUGUAAUGGGCACCGAGGGUGCGCAUGGCGAAACGGUUCUUCCUGAGCCAAUGGCAAGACCUGUUUGUCAUUCCUCAGUGUCGGCUCCCCUGGUGACUCACACGGGGCACCAGCGCACAUUAUCCCUCAUCUGUGAUGUGUCCUCUGAAGGGUUCCGUCUGUAAUUGUUUUUAGUUUUUUUUUUUGUGAAGCGUGCAUUUUUGACAUGCAGCCAGCAAACAAAGCUUUUCCAUCUUUUUUAAGUUUUCUGGUUGAAAUGGGAACGGACAGAUGUUCCCUGUUGCACAAAGCAGUUCUAAUGCACUGACAUCAGUCACUGCCUUCACCCACGUGACCUGCAGCAGCAGACAGGAUGCAAACAAUGCCCAACCUUUCAUAUUUCACAGAUUUGCUGUCCCCUCUGAGGAGCUGAGGUCUCUCUAUAUUCCCAGAGGUCACUCUGUUGGUGUCCACAUAAUUACACUGUGCAAUUAAGAUGUUGAUCAUCUACCUUUUAUUUUCUUAACGGACUACGAGGAUGGGGGGGAUAUUUUCGAGGCACACAUUUGCACCCACGAUAAAGACAAGUUUGAUGGUUGUGUCAUCAACACAAGUGCACCUUACUGCAGUAUAGCUAUGGAUAAGGGAUUUCCUAAUAUCAUUCAGUUAAAAUAUGGCAAAUUGAUUAGUUCAUGUAAGUUUGUGUAGUUUAAGUAGGACCAGAUUGUAAGACAAUCUGGUUUAACAAGUACAGAAAUACUUGCAGGUUUAAAAUUCAUGAUAAAGCAGUGUUAUAUGUUAGGUCAAAAGUCAUACCAGAAUAUUGAAAUCACAAUUUAAUUGUUGCUGGUUUUUAAUUAUAUUUUAAUUUCAAGGUUUAAUUAAUGUAACAUGGAUAUUCUACCAGCUUUAACAAAGUGUGUAGCAAUAUUUCCUCCUUAGAAUCACAGUAAUUAAGUAUACCAGUCAUUCACAGAUUCAUUAAUUACAAAUGUGAAAGCUCCAGUUAAAGUGAUUAAUCUGUUCAUUUGUGCCAACAAUGUUAGUUAAUUUAAGUCAGACUGCUUGAAAACAAAAUAAAACAUGAAUUAUGAAUUUCUUAUUGUACAUGUAGAAAUCCCAUACAGGAAAAUGAAAUUCUGUAUUUGUAUUAUCUUCGUUUUGAUGCGUUUCACCUUUGGACUUCCAGAGAGGACAUUACUGUUCAUUUUAAUCCAUGUAAGACACAAUGUACCAAAUAUAUGUACUUAUGUUGAUACAUGUGCGAUGUCUGUAUAUAAUUACAUUGACUUUUCAUAAAUUUGCCAAUUUUCACAGUUGAAA
Conger conger (European conger) is the source of this 6818-nucleotide messenger RNA. It is a transcript of the gene usp11, whose product is annotated as ubiquitin specific peptidase 11. The coding region runs from base 79 to 3066 and encodes 995 amino acids. Gene Ontology annotation, molecular function: cysteine-type deubiquitinase activity. Lineage: Eukaryota; Metazoa; Chordata; Actinopteri; Anguilliformes; Congridae. The record is from RefSeq and is a predicted model, not a curated record. The transcript has 22 exons. Gene Ontology annotation, biological process: protein deubiquitination.